AUGGCAAAAAAGCUCGAGCGACUUCUUGAUCUGCGUGAUAUGGCAAAAGAAAAAAUGUGUCGGAUCCGUGAAGGCUUAAAGCAAGCAGAAGUCAGUAUUCAUUGGUUAAAUUUACAACUUGAUACACUACGCCGGUGUAAUGACGACAUGCAAAAAACGUAUUGGGAAAUUUGUGACAUCGUUCCUAGAGAUCAGCGGGAAGAACACAAAAACGAGUACAUUCGUGCUGAGGAGCUGUAUACCGAGUUAACUGUGCAAAUUCAAACCGAAGUUACAAAAUGGAAUGCCUCCGAAGCAGAAAAAGUGCAAGGAAAAAUAAAUGCGUUGGCCCCAGCCUUUGUUCCGCAGCAGCCAGCAGUAGUUAGCAACUCGACACCUCACCUUCAGUUUCCGUUGCCAACAUUUGAUGGCAGUCUUGAAAAUUGGUACUCAUUUAAGUGCAUGUUUAAGACGAUAAUGAACAGGUAUCCAAAUGAAUCUCCGGCCAUCAAACUUUACCACUUGAAAAACUCUCUAGUAGGCAAUGCAGCUGGUAAGAUCGACCAGGACGUGAUCAAUAAUAAUGAUUACGAGUCAGCAUGGAAGAUGUUAGAAAAUACUUAUGAAGAUGAAAGGUUCAUGAUAGAUACGCAUAUAGAUGCUCUGCUUAAUCUACCCAAAAUGACGAGCGAGAACGGUAAUGAAUUGCGUAACUUACUCGAUACAUGUACGAAGCACGUUGAUGCACUUAAAAACAGACAAUUGGUUGUAGACGGACUUUCUGAAAUGAUUCUUGUCAACUUAAUAGCUAAACGAUUGGACAAGGAAACACGGAAAUUGUGGAAAUCACAGAUUCCAGGAGAUGAGCUGCCUGCUUACAGUGAUUUGAUUGACUACCUACGGGAGCGUAGUCGCAUACUGCAAAAAAUGAAAGAAUAUACCGAAUCGCGUCCUACUAAUGCACCAAAGCAGAAAGUCAAAUUCGAGCAGAAAACCACUCAAGGCAGGAACUUUGUGCAAACGUCGUCGAAACAGUCCAAGGAAUCAUGUAUCUGCUGCAACGGUGAUCAUCAGAUUUAUAAGUGUGACACAUUUAGAGAGCUCACUGUGAAUGAUCGGUACAAUAAAGUCAGGCAAGCCGGUCUAGGCUUUAAUUGUCUGCGACGUGGCCAUCGAAGUGCCGCUUGUAACUCAGACAACACAUGUAGAACGUGCAAGCGAAAGCAUCAUAGUCUUUUGCACGAUGAUAAGCCAGCAGCCCCUAAGGUUAAGGAAAGUACACCAGCUACAUCGAGUUCAACUACUGUGGAAGAACAGCGGAUAAUCGCAGUGCAAACGCAAGGAUCAGUAAACUGUACAAAAUCAUUUAUGCUGGAACAGCAAGUGCUUCUUUCGACGGCGGAGGUACAUGUCCAAGGUUCCAGUAACAAGAAUGUACUAUGUCGUGCCUUAUUGGAUUCCGGGUCUGACAGCAACCUCAUCUGCGAGUCGCUAGCGAGAAAGCUUAACGUUGCUAUGGAAAAUGUUAACAUACCAAUCAGCGGUGUUGAUAACGCUGAAACUGCAGUUAAGUAUAGGCUGCGUACUAAGAUCAGUUCACGCGUUAAUUCAUUUAACGCUCUUCUAGAUUUUUUGGUGGUACCGACGAUUACCACCAACCUACCUAUCGUGAAAGUGGAUAUCCGUUGCUGGACAAUUCCAGCCAAUUUAAGUUUGGCCGACCCAGCUUUUCAUAUUCCUAAUGAAAUCGAAAUGAUUAUCGGCGCGGAAUUGCUUUUUGAAUUGUUACAAGGUGGACGAAUUAAACUUGCAUCUGGAGCUCCCAUGUUGGUUGAAACACAACUUGGCUGGAUUGUCAGUGGCACCGCUAGACUGCAUAAAUCGAAUUCUACUAAAAGUGUUUGCCAUUUAAAUCGCGUCGAUGAACAACUAAACCUGCUAACUGCCGACAUCCCAAAAAUGUACCGCCAAGUGCAGGUGCAUAAAGAUGAUAGGAAAUAUCAGCGUAUUCUAUGGUUGAAUGCCAACAACGAUGUGGGAGCAUUUGAAUUAACCACCGUUACGUACGGUUGCGCCAGUGCUCCUUACCUGGCAACGCGAACAUUGAUGCAAUUGGCGAAGGAUGAAGCACACGAGCUGCCCCUCGCAGCUUAA
Wyeomyia smithii (pitcher-plant mosquito) is the source of this 2133-nucleotide messenger RNA. RefSeq lists its product as uncharacterized. The transcript is spliced from 2 exons. The record is from RefSeq and is a predicted model, not a curated record. NCBI's taxonomy places the organism in Eukaryota, Metazoa, Arthropoda, Insecta, Diptera, Culicidae. The coding region runs from base 1 to 2133 and encodes 710 amino acids.